CUCAACAACAACAGCUAUAAAUGGCAGAAGAGCAAAUGCAGCAACUGAGAUCCAAAGCCACAGAGCUCUUGCUCAGAGAAGAAUGGAGCGAAUCAGUAGAGGUAUAUUCUCAGUUCAUCAAUCUCUGCCAAAACCAGAUCAACCAGACCCCAGAUAACCUCCCAAAGCUCCACAAGUCUCUCUGCCUGGCUCUAUCCAACCGCGCUUCAGCGCGGUCCAGACUCCGAGAUUACACACAAGCCCUGAAGGAUUGUGAUGAGGCACUGAAGAUUGAGAGCACCCAUUUCAAGACUCUAGUCUGCAAGGGUAAGAUUUUGCUGAAUUUGAACAGGUACUCCAUGGCAUUGGGUUGUUUCAAAACUGCUCAGCUUGAUCCUCAGGCUAAUGGGAGCUCUGUUGGGCUUAAUGGGUACUUGCAGAAAUGCAAGAAGCUCGAGUUGAUGUCGAAAACUGGAGCUUUUGAUCUCUCUGAGUGGGUGGCUAAUGGGUUCCGAGCCAAGCCUCCGGAGGCUGCUGAGUACAUUGGAGCAGUGGAGAUGAGGAGAUCAGGGAUUAGAGGAAGGGGAUUGUUUGCGACGAAGAAUAUGGAAGCUGGGAGUUUGGUGCUGAUUAGUAAAGCUGUUGCAACUGAGAGAGGUAUUUUGCCGGGUCAUGAUUUGGAUGAGAAUGCUCAGUUGGUUAUGUGGAAGAAUUUUACUGAGAACGUGUUGGAUUCUGUGACCAAAUGUUCGAGAAUAUGUAGUUUGAUUAGUACACUGUCGAGUGGUGAAGAUGAGGAUGAGCUUGAGGUGCCUGCGAUCGAUGUGUUUAAGCCUGAGUUUGAGCAGAUUGGGAACUCAGAAGAGAAAAAGGUUGAUGCAAGUAGGAUAUUGAGUAUCUUGGAUGUCAAUUCCAUUGUUGAAGAUUCGAUUUCGUCGAAGGUAUUGGGAAAGAACAGUGAUUACUACGGUGUGGGGAUUUGGAUACUUGCUUCAUUUAUCAACCAUUCAUGCAUUCCCAAUGCGAGGCGUGUGCAUGUUGGGGACUAUGUGAUAGUUCAUGCUUCAAGAGAUGUCAAAGCUGGUGAGGAGCUAACUUUUGCAUAUUUCGAUGUGCUGAAUCCGUUGGAAAAGCGCAAUGAGAUGUCGAAGACUUGGGGGUUUAGGUGCAACUGCAGGAGGUGUAAGUUUGAAGCUGAACUAUGUUCUAGGCAAGAAGGCGUUGGAGAGAUUGAGAUGGGUCUCGACAGAGGGUUGGAUUCUGGUGCUGUGGUUUUUAAGCUGGAGGAAGGCAUGAGAAAAUGGAAGGUUAAGGAGAAGGAAAAAGGAUACUUGAGAGCUUCAUUUUGGACUGCAUAUGGCUCAGAGAAGUUGAUGAGAAGUUGGGGAAGACGGAUUCCGACGAUGGAGUCUGUGGUUGAUAGCAUUGUGGAAGCUGUGGGAAGUGAUGAGAGGGUGUUGAAGAUGGUGGUGGAGAAGCUAAAGAAAGGAAAUGGUGGCAGUUCGGUGGUGGAAGUAGAAAGAGCUUUGAAGUUGGGAAGAGGGGUGUAUGGGAAAGUAAUGAAAAAGCAAGCAAUGAAGAGUCUCCUUGGACUUGGAAUUCUUGAACCCAUCUAUUGAUUGAUAGCUAAUU
Molecule: messenger RNA, 1611 nt
Organism: Argentina anserina (silverweed cinquefoil)
Lineage: Eukaryota; Viridiplantae; Streptophyta; Magnoliopsida; Rosales; Rosaceae
Product: methyltransferase FGSG_00040
Exons: 1
Coding region: 21-1598 (525 amino acids)
Molecular function (GO): protein binding
Source: RefSeq, a predicted model, not a curated record